This is a messenger RNA of Wickerhamiella sorbophila, 855 nucleotides long. RefSeq names its product Mitochondrial inner membrane protein COX18. Gene Ontology annotation, cellular component: mitochondrial inner membrane. Gene Ontology annotation, biological process: mitochondrial respiratory chain complex IV assembly; protein insertion into mitochondrial inner membrane from matrix. The record is from RefSeq and is a predicted model, not a curated record. NCBI's taxonomy places the organism in Eukaryota, Fungi, Ascomycota, Dipodascomycetes, Dipodascales, Trichomonascaceae. Bases 1 to 855 code for a protein of 284 amino acids. Gene Ontology annotation, molecular function: membrane insertase activity. The transcript has a single exon.
AUGCUUCGGAUCAGGCCAGGCUCUGGCGGCAGCCGAUUUGCUUCUGUGAAGUUGCAACGAAGCUUUUCAGAGUACCUUGUUCCUGUUCAUACAGCAUUAACGUCCCUUCACCAGUUUACUGGGCUCUCGUGGCCGGUUCUGAUCCCGUUGACCACCAUCGGACUCCGGCUGGCUUUGACGACUCCUUUGGCAGUUCUGAACCGCAAACGAGCCCAGAAACAAGCCAAGCUCGCUCCAUUACUACAGGCGAUGGUUCCUGUCUUCAAGGCCCAGCUAGCUGCUGGAGCGGCGGCCAAACGUCACGAGCUGACUGCAGAACAAAUUGGUGUACUAGCGACUAAAGAGCGGCGAAAACAGCGUAUUUCAUUGUACAAGGAAGCCAAAUGCCAGAACUGGCGGAUGCUGCUGUUACCAGCUAUCCAAAUACCUCUUUUCGUCGCAAUGUCCCUGACACUAAGAUCGAUGUGCGGCUGGUCUGUUUUAGACAGCAUUCCUUUGGAACAGGGGUUCACAGAACAGGGCUUUGGCUGGAUCCAGAGCCUUGACCGGCCUGACAAUUACGGUAUUCUCCCUCUGGCCGUCGGUGCUUUUUCGCUGGGUAAUGUCGAGCUGCAUUCUAGAGCCCUUCCCACAAAUAGCCAGGGCCCCUCCGUGGCGGCCGCAUUGAUUAAUUUUUCUCGAUUCGGCUGUGUCUUAUUUAUGGCAAUGGCUUUCCAGGCUCCCUCGGCAAUUGGUCUUUACUGGCUCUCUUCCAACGCCUUUUCCUUUGUCCAGACGGCGUUGAUGGACAAGUAUCUGCCGAUCCGAGUGCAACCAGACUACCCUACGGCCGACCCCACCGUCAGUUCUAAAUAA